Messenger RNA from Adineta steineri, 374 nucleotides. The record is from the annotation of a GenBank genome assembly. Lineage: Eukaryota; Metazoa; Rotifera; Eurotatoria; Adinetida; Adinetidae.
AUGAUUACAUUGAUUCCUGGACAAUCAUCGUUAUCAUCUCCAAUAACAUAUCGACGUAGUCAAGAUUUUACUAUUAGUUCAAUGAUUCAAUUUAAUUGUAAUGGUUCACUUUCAACAACUGCUAAAUGGAUUAUCAAAAGUUGUACAUCGGCAUGUUCAUUUCAAAUUCAACUAAGUAAUAAAAUUAGUACAAUAUUAAGUGAACUUUAUAUUCCAUCAAGAACAUUGGAUUAUGGAAUUUAUGAAUUAACAUUAACUGUCACAAUGAUUGAAUCGCUUAAUCUUAAAUCUUCAUCUUCAGUGUAUGUAAGAGUAACUGCAACAGGCAUAACAGCAAAUCUUGUUCAAUUAGGAACAUCAAUGAUAACACGUGG